Molecule: messenger RNA, 796 nt
Organism: Daldinia vernicosa
Lineage: Eukaryota; Fungi; Ascomycota; Sordariomycetes; Xylariales; Hypoxylaceae
Exons: 4
Coding region: 108-473 (121 amino acids)
Source: RefSeq, a predicted model, not a curated record
UUUGAAUUUUUGGUUCUUAACAAAGACAACUUAACAAUUUUGACGAAUAAACAAGACGAACAAACCAUCUUAACGACUUUUUUUUUUAUCGUUAUAAACUAGCAAACAUGUUCGGAUUUGACGACGCUAAGAACGCCCGCGACGAGGUCUACGACGGCCAGCCUCACGAGUCGAAGCUGUCCCACGAGUUCAUAGGUGGUGCUGCCUCCUUCGAGGCCAUGAAGCUCUUCGAGGACCGUCAACGCAAAGAAGGCAAGGCAGUCGACCACGCCUUCGCGAAGGAACUCCUUGCCGGCAUCGCAGGCGCCGAGGUCGACAAGCUCAUCGAGACGAAGGGUCUGGACUUUGUAGACCGCGAGAAGGCCAAGCACCACGCUAAGAGGCAAGCCGAGGAGUUGUAUGACCAGCAGUACGGCGGCCAGGACCAGUAUGACCCUAACAACAGCAGCCGCCACCCCUCGAUGGACUACUAGAUCUGAGAAUUCUAUCUCGGUUCGUGUGCGGGCACUGGGAAUCGGUAGCUAGAUGGUAGCUAUGAAUGAAUGAAUGAAUGGAAUGAAAUCAAUAUGAAUAAAAGACUUGCCGAGUAGUUGUGAUGAGAUGAAAGGUAUGUUUAUCUGCGCAAAGGUGAUUGAGCGUAAGGAGUGCUGUAGUCUUCGCUCAUGAUAAGUGUUUUUAUUCUAGAAUUGUUCUAUUUACCUUAGAUACCUAGAGUAGCUCCCUGCUAGAGUAACGACUAGUUUCUGAUCAAGCAAGGAAUUGCCGAAAUUUUUAUUUUAUUUCAACAGCUAUGCCC